This is a messenger RNA of Rangifer tarandus platyrhynchus (Svalbard reindeer), 297 nucleotides long. NCBI's taxonomy places the organism in Eukaryota, Metazoa, Chordata, Mammalia, Artiodactyla, Cervidae. The record is from the annotation of a GenBank genome assembly.
AUGGAGGAAGGGGCACUGGAUGGGGAGAUGGGGAGCGGGACGGGGGAUGGGGAGCACGGAAUGGGGGAGGGGGCGCGGGUCGGAGUGGGCGCUCAGGACCGGGAGGGACGCAGGACCCGGUGCGGGCGGUGGGGUAAAGACCCGGCCGGGCUCCAGCCGAAGUCCGCGCUGGCAGCGCAGGAGGAGCCCGACCAUCCCCAGGGUCCAGCUCGUUUUCCUUCCCUGGGCUGUCAAGAUUUGCUGGAGACCCCGACAGGUCUUGUGGAGGCGCCCCAGGCGGGAGCGAUCCCGGGUUGA